UUUUAGGGAAAGAAAAGCAGAACAGCAAGGCAGAGUGAGAAGACAUGAACAGCAGCAGACAGACUGACUGACUCCUUUGACUGCCGAAUUGAGAAUGCUGGAAGUGCAUAUUCCCUGGUAAUUGCUGUAUAUCUGAGUAUUUCAUCUAACAUGAAGGUGCUGGGGAUUUUUCUGUUGCUGGAAGUUUCAGGCUUCUUUCCCAUUUUUUCCAGCCGUUCCCCUCCAGUCCAUUGCCGUUGGAAUUCUUUUGGCCCUUGGUCCGAGUGCGAUGGCUGUACUCAAAAACAGGUUCGGAGACGGACAGUAGCAGUUUAUGGCCAGUAUGGGGGAAACCCCUGCUCUGGGGAUGCCUUUGAAACAAGACCGUGCACCCCCACAAGGGGAUGUCCAACAGAGGAUGGCUGUGGUGAUCGGUUUAGGUGUUUCUCAGGCCAGUGCAUUAGCACAUCCCUUGUGUGCAAUGGCGAUCAGGACUGUGAGGAAGAUGGUGCAGAUGAAGAUCGAUGUGAAGAGAAGAAAACUGUAUGUGAUAUUGACAAAACACCUCCAAAUUCAGAACUCACAGGAGCAGGCUUUGAUGCUAUUACUGGUGAGACCAAGGGAAGAGUCAUUCACACAAAAAGCUUUGGAGGGCAAUGCAGAAAGGUUUUUAGUGGCGAUGGGAGAGAAUACUACAGGCUGAGUGAAAGUGUUCUUGCUUAUACUUUCCAGGUCAAAGUUCAGAAUGAUUUUAGUUAUGAGUUUUUCAACAGCACCUGGUCUUAUAUGAAACAUACAGAGAGGUAUGAAAACUCAAAUAGACGCAGUAAUUCACAGAAUGAAAGUCUGCGAAAGAGUAAGCAGCUGAUGGUUGUUGAGAACAGUGUGGAAGUUGCUCAGUUCAUUAACAACCGCCCCGACUUCCUCACUCUUGCGGAGUCUUUCUGGAAGGAAUUGUUCAACCUUCCCAUUGUCUAUGACUACAGCAUCUAUCGAAGACUUAUUGAACAUUUUGGGACUCAUUUCUUACACUCUGGAUCUCUAGGAGGCCACUACAAAGUUAUUUUUUAUAUGGAUACUGACAAAAUGAAAGCAGAAGGUGUCAGCAUAACAAACUUAUACGAGUGUACCACAUCAGGAUGGAAUGCAUUCUUUGUGAAAAAGAAGAAAGUGACAUGCAGCAAACUGGAUGAAUUACUGCAGACUUCUUCAGGAAGCAGUGGUAAUAAGAUUAAAGGAGACCCUUACAUAGAAGGAGGAAGCCCAGGUGCUGUUGCUGGCCUUAGUUAUCUAGAGCUGAAUAAUCCUGCUGGGAACACUCGAAGCUACACCUUGUGGGCUGCAUCAGUGACAGAUUAUCCCAGAGUAAUUAAAAAAAAGCUAACACCAUUAUAUGAGCUGGUAAAGGAAGUACCCUGCUCCUCAGUCAAAAAGCAUUACCUAAAACAAGCAAUUGAAGAAUAUAUGGGUGAAAAUCAUCCCUGCAAAUGUCAGCCUUGCCAGAAUGGUGGUGAACCAGCUGUGGAAGGAACACAAUGUGUGUGUUACUGCAAGCCUUACACCUUUGGAGCAGCUUGUGAGCUGGGAACUCUCGUGCAAGAUCAGCCAGGUGUUGUUGAUGGACGCUGGAGCUGCUGGUCUUCUUGGAGUCCUUGCUCAGGGGGAAGAAAAUUGAGGAGUCGAACCUGCAACAACCCCUCCCCAAGUGGGGGUGGGAAGACCUGCAUAGGAGAGCAGAGUGAAAGCAGACCAUGUGAAGAUGAAGAGUUGCAGCAUCUUCGCUUGAUUGAACCACACUGUUUUGAUUUAUCCAUAACUCCUACAAAAUUCUGUUCACCUCCUCCUCCCUUGGAAAGUGGAUUUGUUCAAAAUGCUGAAAACUCAUACCCUGUCGGGAAAAGCAUUGUUUAUGCUUGCAGACAUGGAUAUUCUCUUGUUGGUGAUCCUGUUGCUAAGUGUGGUGAUAAUUUACAAUGGCAAGUUGGAGACAGAUAUUGCCAAGAAACCGCUUGUCUCCUGCCCGACCUGGAGGGGGGUUUGCAAGGAGAGCCAUGGAAAGCUGUGUAUGAGAUUGGUGAGAGAAUAACUCUGUCCUGCCCACAUAGCAUGCACUUAGAAGGGGCACACUCCAUUUUGUGUGAGCCCAGUCUCAAGUGGUCUCCCGACGUGAAGACUAUCCAGUGCAAGGCACCAGUGCCCAGUGUGAAACCAGAAGUGACAGAGCCUAAAUGUCAGCCAUGGGAGAAGGUAUAUCAGUCACGAUGUGUGUGUAAAAUGCCCUAUGAGUGUGGUCCUUCCCUGGACACCUGUGCUACAGAUCAAAGAACUAAGAGAAACACACGUUUAACUGUUUGCAAGAUGCAUGCCUUGGAGUGCACAGGCAGAAAAUAUUCUCUCAAUAAUGCAGAAAACUGCAAAAUAUCCCAGACAACUGAAAUACCUUGUGGAUCAUGCCGUUCAUGGGAAAAAUGCAAUGUGCAAUCCAACAGCUGUGUUUGUGAUGAAGAUGCUCUGUGUGAGGACGGAGGCAUCCAGAUCUGUGCUGAAGUGAGCGGCUCUGCUGCCCAUCAGACCAUGACAGAAUGCGAGGUUGGGCAGCUCAGAUGCCAGGGGCAGGCUGUCACCCUUGUCAGCAUAAGGCCCUGUGAUGUGCAGAGUAAAUAAGAUACAGUUACGGUUUAUUUUAGUUGUUGCCAGGGGAUAUCUCAAAAUGUGUCGGCUCUUGGGCAGGACAUAUUUUGAACCUUGCUCUGCCAAAUGUAAGCUCUGCUGUGAAAUCCACUGCAGCUGAUGAGAUUAUGCAUCUGGUCAGCUCUGAAUCAAGGCCUGAGGCUCUCCGUUAGACAGACAUGUACUUGCCACUACUGCUCACAAUAGAGCUCUUGCUUAGGCACUAGCCUUAGCACUGGCAUGUUUACUUCAUAUUUCCAUCAAAUUUUAAAAAAUAUUGCUGAAGUGCAAGUGCCGAAGUAGCUAUUAUAGUGAUGGAUUACCAUGUCUGACAUGGUAAAUUUAUUUUUACUAAAGCCACACAUAUGCUUGCAUUGAGUAGAUCUAUAUCAGCAAAACAUAUAGACUAAGCUUUACAGAGCAGGAGGUAUGAUUCUUCUCUUUUAAUAAAGCAUCUUAUUCCUACUGUGUGUUAUUCAGUUGAGCAAACAGUGCACACAGCACUGAACCUGUUUUUGAGCCUGAUGGGCUUAAAGGUCAAAACAGUGUGCAUUGAUAGGAAAGCCACCUUAAAGCAAUGAGAACACAGCUAUGCUUGCAGCUUUUUGUGCACAGAACCACAUAAUGAAAUAUUGCCAUUUUACAUUGUCAUUGUUAUCAUGAGCUACAAGGAGCACAGGUAACUCAGUUGCAUCUGUCACGUGCAUUUAUGUUUGUGCCAAGACCAGUUUCCUUACAGACCAUUGCAAAAAGAGGCCUUCCACCACAGUAAAACUUCGUUAAAGACAGCUGUUAGGGAAAACUUAUCCUCACAGCAAUGGAGACAUUCUGUAUGCAGUCCCUCUGGAAAUACCUUUGGACAGUCUUCAAAGACUGUUCUGGAAUAAAAGAAGUCUCUUUCACUCUUUCCUUACACAGCUAAGCAUGCUCUCUGGUGCAGUCAGAUAGUGACACCUUUGCUUACAUAUUACAAGUUCAUUCAUGAACCUGUGUUGGCAGUCCCAUCCCUUCUGACUGUUCAGGAAUGCAAACAAGGUCAAAGGGCUGGAUAGCAAGUGGGUAUUCAGGCAAGUGCAAUAUUACCAGCAAGAAACAUGCAUGCUUUUAAAGCAAGGCAUGUUAUUUCUUACUAUCAAUGAGAUAGUAAGAUGAAACAUCUCUCUUGGUAGUCAUGUUUCUACCAGUAGCUUCCUUGUGUAAUCCCUACCCUCAGCUGGAAAAGCUUUGCUUUGGAUGAUGCUGACAAUGAGGAGUAAGACAGAUCAGGAGCAGCAUGCUUUUCGUGGGAGACUCUCUCUUGUGGAGGCAGCUAUGUUGGGGGAAGGUUACCACCACACUAGCUGAAAGGACGUCCUGACCUUUAUGCUGUCUGGAAAAUAAUUUUUUUUUUAAUAGCAAAUAAUAAAUUUUUGUGAAUAGUAUACAGAUGAAAGUAAGUAGAAUAAAAUCCAAAUAAAUUUAA
Molecule: messenger RNA, 4111 nt
Organism: Neopelma chrysocephalum (saffron-crested tyrant-manakin)
Lineage: Eukaryota; Metazoa; Chordata; Aves; Passeriformes; Pipridae
Gene: C7
Product: complement C7
Exons: 18
Coding region: 151-2643 (830 amino acids)
Biological process (GO): immune response
Cellular component (GO): membrane attack complex
Molecular function (GO): protein binding
Source: RefSeq, a predicted model, not a curated record